ACCCGCUGUUAGUGCUGUUGCCCCGCCAGUUCGUGAACAACCGGAGAGCAGACAUGCACAGCCGUCAAUGGACGUAGGACCCUUCCUAGGUUUAUCCCGAGUUUACGGAAUUGCACUGCGUUAUGACAGCGAGCAUGUUUAAAACCCAACCUGUCUUUGUUAACUGAGACACAGAAAUCACAGAAGCGUUAUCAGAAAAUCAGUUGAAUACACAUAGUUGAGACAGCCAGACCAGCCAGACUGUCUGACAGUCAGCGUGUGGGAAUGGCAGCUCCCCGGCCGAUAAAAGGCAUCCUGAAAAACAAGAACAGCGGGACAAAUGUCAAAUCGCUGCCCGACGACGUACAGGCAGAGAUUUCUGAACAAGCCCCCGGACUCUCGGAGGAUGACCAACAGAAGAAAUCCCAAAAAUGGGAUGAGAUGAACAUCCUGGCUACAUACCAUCCAGCUGACAAAGACUAUGGACUGAUGAAGAUAGAUGAACCCAGCACACCUUACAACAGGAUGGUCGGGGAUGAAGAAGAUGAGGGUGCGCUGAGUGACUCGGACAGCCACGGUGGACUCCCAGCUGAUGACCUGGCAUCAAAGCUGGCGGCAGCGGAGGGCGCCGAGCCUCGCUUCAUGAAGGAAGAAGAAGAAGAAGAGGAAGAAGAGAGUAGCGAGGAGGAGGAAGAGGAGCUGAGUCCUGAAGAACAAGCCAAAAAGAAGCAUUUUCAGAUGAUGAGGAAGAUGCACUACAAUGAAGGCAUGAACAUCAAGCUGGCACGCCAGCUCAUUGCCAGCGAGCUUGAAGACGACGAAGAUGCCGACGAAGAGAUGAGGGACGACACAGAAGAGACGGAGGAGAUAAACGUCGACCCGCCACAGGAAGCUGAUUCUCUGGACUCGUAGAUGAGGCGUCUCUCCCGGCUUCAGCCCCGUGUGUCGGCUCGACAUCCAGAAAGACAAUGCCGCUGCACUCUGUGUUUCCAGACGGACGAUGCCACUGCGCUGUGGCCAUACAGCAGACACCCGCUUCACCACCCACAUAAUCACCUUCGACAGCCAAUAACCUCCCGGUCACCUGUCUGUCUCUACUGUUCCUUAGAGCUGUGCAGUAUAACCUUCAAACACGCCGGUUUUUAACUCCCAGCAUCAGUAGACACAAGCGAAGACUGUUGCUCCCUCCCCCUUUCUUCUCCUCCUCCUCCCUCCUCCCUCCUCCCUCUCCUGUUGCCAAGAAUUUCCUCCUCCCACCUCCUCUGAACUGGUGUCGCACUGAAGAUAAUAUAUGAUUCUGACCCUGGAAAAGGAGGAUCAAGGCCUUUUUUUUUUUUAUAAAAACAAAAAAAGAAAAAACAACAACAACAACAAACUGCUGGAUAACCAGGACUCUCAUCUGGCUGCUGCACAGUCCCCAGACCACAGAGCCAGCACGUCAGUCCUGGUGGGAGCCAGGGGAAACCCCACAGCCUCACUAAAGGCAUAUCUGAGACAUGACGACGGCGCUUAUAGUCUGUGCACUUCAGACGGCUUUUUUAUUUUUGUUUCGCUUUGUGAUCCACCGCUCUGUCGCAUUUUCCUCUUCUCCUUUAAGUACUUUUUGUGAUAAAGGUCGGACACCGUGAUGACCGGUCGGGUUGUUGUCUUUUUGUUUUUGUCCCUUUGGCUUUACCUGGUAAUUCAGGUAAGCUGUUUAUGUGGUCAUGAUGAUGCAGGAGCUUAUUAUAUCUUAGUAUAAUAGUACAAGACAACGUAACGACAUAAUAGUAAUGUCAUUAAUAAAAAAAAAAAAAAUUCCAAAUUCGACACACGCCCAACAGCACAUACACAUGUAUACUGUGAUGUCUCAUUCUUGCAGCUAGUUGUGUAUUUUCUGGCUUAAGAUCAAGUGAAACAUUGGUUGUAAGUGUUAUAUUGGAACUUUGCCCCCGGACGUCUUAAUUCACGUUCUCUCUUAACAGGCAAGAACAACACAUAAAACCUCAUUUCAGAUCCUGGCAGUUUUAAAAACAUGUAUACCUCAUGAACCCAAACUGUAGGCUGCCCCCCCCCCACCUCCAAAUUGAAUCCACUGAUAAAUUUGGCAUAUGAGUGGCCUACCAAGAGAUGUUUUUCUUUUUCCAGUAACAACCCAGCAUUUAAUCUGAUUUGCAGUUCCUGCUCCUGCACGAGUCUCUUUUGUAGAAGAUCACAGGGCAGUUUUCAUAACAUGGAGUCGUUCUUCUGGCCCCUGUGUUUGUCCUGACCACAGCAGUAAGGUAAUAGAAAUUGGCUCUUUAUAACACUUUAUGAUUUUAUGAUUGUAGUAGUGGGACAGUAUUGAAGUCCCCGCCUCUGAGGCGUAGUGCGUGCUACUGAUGAACAGGACAACGUUCUGUGUUUAACAAACUACAGCUUUCAGCACCGGGCUCUGAUGUAGAUCUGACAGUGAAGAAACCAGCGCUCGCUGUGCUCUCGCUUAAAUGACUUUGUGUGUGUGUUUAACCUGUCAAUGCGUGGGAACUUCACCAGGAAGGUACUAUCUUCUGGUUUGUGUUUUCCCCCUUCAUCACACUUAAUUUAACGUUGUCUGAUCUACUCAAGUGUCCUGUACGACGCAGCUUGGGGAUGUCACAGAAAGAGUAUUUAAUGAUGCUACUGACUUUAUUUAAAGCAGAUGUUGGCGGUGGGAGAGUCGAACCACAAAGAGGUGGAGGUGUUUCGAGGAUUUUAUUUUGUUUUUUUUUUGUUUUUUUUUUAAAUUGUUGUGACUGUGGUACAUUUCAAGUAUCAAGAAAGUUUUAGUUUUAAAUAUUCAUUGCAUUUGACAAAAGAAGUGAUGGGGCCGGGGCUGGGAGGGGGGUGGGGUGACAAUGAUCCUGGUGUGACAGGAAUUGCACUCUUAAAAUUGUUGUUGACCAUCAGUUUCUGGGGAGCCGUCCUCAGUGCACACUCACUGUAGGAGUCGACUGAAGAACUCGAUGCCUUGAGAGAAAAUAUGAAGGAGCCCUGAGUACAUUUUGUGUUGUGACAAACUUAAUUUCCCCCCCAGACCCUUUAAUUCCUCACUGUGAUUGAAAGUAUUGAGCAUAGUUUUAUGGAAACCUAGAAGCUCAUAGACCAACGGUGUGACUUCUGCAAACUUCCCUUUGUGUUUUGUUUUGUUUUUUCAUUCAUUCUUGUGGUUAAGUAUUUGGACCUUUUUUGUUUUCUCCAUGUUAAUAUUUAAAGCAACUUCUAAAUAAAUUAAUUGAUAUAAAUAAACAAACAGACAAAACAGCUGAGCGGUUCAAUUGCUGCGUGAUUCUUGUAGAGAAACGGGAAUAUGUCUGGAGAUACAGGUUUGGGCAUUGUAAAGAGAAGCUGAUAUGAUUAGUUUAUUUUCUCACUUAGGACAAAAGGACAAAAUCGUCCAAAACGCGACUGAUUGAUCACCCCGUUAGGUGGUUAUUUACCUGUCAAAUGUGCCUCUGAUGAAUUUGUGUGUAAAACGAACAGACUGUUCUCCAUGUCAUUGGUUUUUCUUUUGCCUCACAUGUCCACUGCUUUUUGUUUUCGAACCACUACUGCCCCGUUUGCUGUGUUUUUCAAAGGAUGACAGACGGUCCCACGACUGCGCUGUGUGUCUGUCUCAGACUGAUGUGGAUGUCGGAUCCACGUGUUUUUGUAUUUGCAAUUUGCAUGUUCUUAAUCCAUCAGACUUAUGUGUAUUCUGUUCUGUUUUUGUCUCCUACCAUUAAACAAAUGUUGUUAGGA
Molecule: messenger RNA, 3717 nt
Organism: Scatophagus argus
Lineage: Eukaryota; Metazoa; Chordata; Actinopteri; Scatophagidae
Gene: ppp1r2
Product: protein phosphatase 1, regulatory (inhibitor) subunit 2
Exons: 6
Coding region: 265-891 (208 amino acids)
Biological process (GO): regulation of signal transduction
Molecular function (GO): protein phosphatase inhibitor activity
Source: RefSeq, a predicted model, not a curated record